CCUUUUAUAGUUCUGUAUUACAAGUUGACUGGGAUUCUUUACCUCUGCAGAUAUCUUUGGUAACCUCUACCUGCACAACGACCGUGGCAAAGAUGACUUCACCCCCCUUGGUUGACUUCAAAUCGACAUCCAACAUGUCCUCUGAGUCACGUCAGGCAUAUUCUCAACUGCCUCCGUCAGGACCGCAAGCGCCACCCAACAUGUGCGUCACGGAUCUCCAGGCUGCUUGGCGUGCUUCUGGGAAUUCCACGUUUUCUAUGCUAGAAUGGCUUCUUCACUAUUCCUCUCCCUUCACAUCUUAUUUACCUCCCAGUUCCGUUGCCUCAGCGUCAUCAUGUGACUCGACCAGUAAACAACCCUUAUCCAUCCAACUGCCAACCACCAUCUCGACGCCAACUACUUUCUGCCAGUCUGUGCUUGUAAGCCCGGUGACACCAGCGAGUUUGGGCAGAGAUUCGAGUCGACCGCUUCUCAGUUCUCCCACGACCACAAUAACUUAUCCACCGUGCCCAAAUCGUGAUCUGGAUCAAUCUGGUCCCGCAUCUCAGCCAACCCCAAAUCGCCACACCAAUUCGGUCGAGUCGAGUCCAACUUCUUCCACUGUGGCCGCCUCGCGAAGUAACAGCCUGCUUGUGACGACUUCGGAGCCUGGUUCGCUGUCUGUGAUACCUGGACACUUGGAGUCUCUGGCACGUCGUCCUUCUGAGGGUGGUUUGAACCAUCAGCUGAUCGUGAACAAUCGCACUCGUGAAAUGGCCGUGCACUCAUCCUCUCGUCUUACAUCGCCCAUACUGGAGACCUCCGGUGCGAUGAGCAGUCUGGCAACGGCUUCCUUAGAGCCAGUAGGCAGAAACAAACGACGUCGAAGUGGACCACCUACACCACAGCUGGCGGCUCCCAACUCCAUGCACACGUCCAACCACAUCACAAGAACCCGAUACGUCUCACAAAUCGAUAUGCCUACAAACUCUAUUCGUGUUUCCAAUGGCCCCCUCUCUUCACUUACCCAACUAUUGCUUGAAGACUUUCCUUCCACAAGCAACAGUGAUUCUUCCGACUAUGACGGGAACGAAACUUACGGCACUACAAGUAGUACAACUUCACCAUCUUAUUUUCACCAAUCAACGUUUUAUUCACAAACACCACAGUUGGUCGAACUUGGCAGAAUUGCACCAGUCUCACAACCGAGUUCGGAUGAUUUGGUCCCUGUUGCUGGAAACCUGCACUAUAACGCUUGGACGCCACGUCCUAAAUGUCCACCGGAUCUAGCAUCCUCGAUCGCAGGGGAUUUGACACCCAGUUCUACGGUAGCCCAUCCGAAAAGUAGCUUUCCGUUCUUCGCGCCACCUGGAACGAAUGGGCCAAGAGUUCAUUCACCAUUUGUCUACACUCUACCAACUUCUGGCAACUCAGUAACUCUUUCUUCGGCAAGUUACCAGUCUCAGUUGACAGAUAAUUCAUGCUCGACGCCGUUGCCGACCACCAUUUCAAUCCCUUUUACUCCGGCGAUAGCUCCUACCACCGAAGCGCCAUCUAGUCUUUGUCGUGUCUUAUUGGACCCACAACUUGGCCCUCAAAAUCCGAGUCCGGAAAGCACCAUACCCUGUGGGACGGUAUUGUUAACUCCAAAGUCCUCCGUGACCAGGGGUAGAACGGUUUAUAGUUCAGCCGCGCGGUCUUUGUCCAGCUCAUCACCGAAAGUCACCAGUCACGAUGUCCACGAAUUUUCCACAGCCAGCUGUGAAUCCAAAGGAAGUCCACAUUCUAAAUCCACGGAGUCUUUUUCAGACAGUGUGUUUUUAGAGACAGCUAAUCCAGCCUCCGUGUCUACCAGCCACCUUCGACCGACUAACAUUGACAGUCCAACAUCACCACCACCUGUUCAACAACUUCACAGCCUCUUUCACCAAAACCGAUUGCCAAAAGCUGAGGAGAUGGAGGAAGUGGGAAACUCGGGAUGUAUAAAAACAAUUCUGAUGAGAAGCACAACUGGCCAGAAGAAGUUUCUGGUUGAUGAAAUACUCAAUGACUAAAACGGUUCGCCCCUCCUACAAGCUGUUUUCAACGAGUCAACAGAUAGUCCGGAGUUGUCCGGUCGGAUUCCUGAGCAGUGAGGUCUGAACUCCGACGGCUUCG
Molecule: messenger RNA, 2136 nt
Organism: Opisthorchis viverrini
Lineage: Eukaryota; Metazoa; Platyhelminthes; Trematoda; Opisthorchiida; Opisthorchiidae
Exons: 3
Coding region: 93-2033 (646 amino acids)
Source: RefSeq, a predicted model, not a curated record